GAUGAUAAUUGUUCUUUUUCAACGCCACUCUUACAAAAUAGCUUGACUUCAUUGAUCUUACAUUAAAACAGCAGUUAAUCUAUUUACUAUAUUACUAGCAAAAGUUACUCGGCCGUGGUAAACCAGCGGGAUAAGUAAUGUCCGAAUGGUGUGAAUGUUCGCCACUUUAAAGAGAUUAUGGCUGGUUUAAUUGCUGUUGCCAAUGGGUUUUAUUCCUGAGUCAGUAGAGAUUUUUGAAAGGAAUAGCAUAAUCAUUAGUAUAAUUACUAUUAUAAACUUUUUGUAACAAAACAAACAUGUUUUCGCUUUUAAGUAGGUAACGAGACGCCAUAUGCUGUAUUAUUAGACUGUAGGGCAUCAAUAUAUAUUACGAAAAGGAACUAAGUUUUUGAGAACUUUCGUUUGGACAAUAAUAUAUCUGUAACAACUAGUACGUAUUUAAAUAUAAAAUGACUCUUUAUACUACUUUCAGAGUAGAAUUUCCAUCUUUAUCUACAUGGUCAGCAAUUGGUCAGCAGUAUCCCUCUCUUUCUAUAUCAUCAGCUAAUUGGGCAAAAUUAGAAUUGGGCACGACCCGAAAGGGCUUUUUGUUAAGUAUGUCUCAUUUUACCGUAUAAAUAUGACCUUCCUUACUUUUCUGGGAAUAUCUUUUAACGCAAGGAUAUAAAAAAAUUCAAAAUAAUUAAAUAAUCAGAGAUUUUUAGAGCUCCGAUAUCCAUUUAUUUUAUUUCUUUAUUUUACAACGACCAAUGGGCUUUCUAGUUUAAGUUUUUAAUGACCAAUGAAAACCUUAAUUUUAUUCAGUUCAUUUCUGUGCAUUUUACAGUCGACGGCCAAACGGCCGCAAAGAUAUAAAUAACUGCUAGUUGUAUUUUUUCAAAAAGACGCACCAAAUUGUAUACGCAUGUUACGUUAUUUUGCAAAUAACCUAGUCCUGUGAGUGCUGACACAUGGUGAGGAAGUAAGAGAUGGCUAAAUUUUAAAAGCCUUGAACACUUUCAAACAGUUUUUCCAUUUUUCUAAGCAGUGAAGGAUAAUGUUUAUUCACUGCUUAGAUCAUAAACCACUAUGAAGGAUAUAAUUGUGUAUUACUCUUCAGAAUUGUCCUUAUAUUGGGAGUAAUCUACGUGAUAAUACUGUGUUUGGAACAUGUUUUACCAUAUUAUAAAAUGACACUCGAAUUUUUUCUAUCGUUUCAGCUAAUUUUUCUAUCAUAGAUAAAGUGGUGUAUGGCUGAAAACUGACUCCUGCCUACUUUUGUGGCAAUGUCUUUGACAGCGAGGGAGAAUCCCUUAAAAAAUAUCGGUGCUCAAACGUUGGUAAAAGUCGCCCCAAAGUGUUUGUAUGAGAAGUUGAGGCAGCGGGAUAAGCCUAAGCUUAGAGCCCUUUUACGUUUGAAAUGGCCUCACAAAUUUGUAGUUCUUGCUGAGUGUUGUUUGUAUAUCUAUGGCGACGAAGCGAGUUCCAAGUAUGAGGCCGCAUUUUCUAUGGCAGAGUUUAAAUGUGUUGACGUUCACAUAGAUCGUGAGCAAUGUUUUUUCCUGAUUUUCGGCGAUCCUGAAAAGGAACAUAUUGUGUUUUGUUGUGAUACAAAUAGGUCACUUAAGAAAUGGAUUAAAAAGCUUAAAGAAGCAAUAUAUGCGUUCGACUCCGGAAUAGGCCAUGAAGAGGAGGCCGAAGAAUCAGACGAUGAGGCCGAAGAAUCAUACGAUGAGGAUAACGAUGAUGAGAAAGAAGGACCAUACAGAUAUAUGCAAAUAAAAGACAACAUCAUACCGCCCACAGCUGACGACCGGACUACGUCAAAUGACAACCACGGCGAAGAACCUCAAUAUGAAAAUUUCGGACACUUUGCAGGCAAACCGAAUAAAACACAUUCAUUUGGAACGAAUGUGAGAAUGAGAACAAGAGCCGAUAAGGAUACACAUUCGAAGGCGGAAAUAAACGCAAAUAGACGUUCUUUAUCGUCUUUAAGUUCAACGGACUCAGAAAGCGCUUUCGCCCUUGUUACUGACAGGAAAGGUCCACCAGUAGCAAUAGAUCAAGCCGAUGUUCAAACUUCGACAUUGAAGAAAAAACAAGCGAACGAAGUAGUUGACGACAAGCCGGGCGAUACACAUGACGAUUUCUAUGAAAAUGUUUUACACGGAGGUGCACACAAUAUGUCCAUGCGACAUCCGAAGAUGGAUAAUCAACUAACACAUGGGCAGAGCAAAAUAAAAGGAGUGAGCAAUAUUGGGCGUCCAAAGACUGACGUAAACAUGACCAGACCUAACAAGACAAGACCCCAAACCAAUACAAAUUCGUCUUCGGCUUCGAAAACAAAUUCAGAAAACCCAAUGGUUCGUGUGCCUGGCAGAGACCAUUCGUCGACAUCAUCAAAGAAUCAAGGGGAAUCUCAAUCGAUAAAGAUGAGGGCCAUUGCAAUCGAACAAUCUUUAAAACUUGGAUAUUCGAUGGGGAAAGGAACUCCAAGAAGCCAUUCAUGUGCACAUUUGCACGGUGCACACAAAGUAUCAUGUGAGUAUCCGGAGAAUGAUGACCAAGAAACACAUGUGCAGCGAAGAAUUAAAGGAGGGCGCAAGAUUGGUCCUUCAAAGACUGACGCAAAGAUGGAUGUCAACACCAGGUACCCAAUCAAAACGAAUUCGUGUUCAGCUUUGGAAACAAAUUCAGAAAACGCUACGAUUGAUGGUUCUGGCAGAGAAAAAAAAUAUUCGACAGUAUUGAAAAAAGGGGAAUCUCAAUCGAUGAGGUUGCGGAUCAACGAAUUCGAACAGUCUUCGAAAUCGGCAAACUCGUUUGGGAAAGGACUUUCAAAAAACAUCACAUCUUCCAAAUUGAAAGGUUCUGCACAGACAACAAUACCCGUGGUUCAGGGAACUACAACCCCGUUAGAGGAGGAUCCAAUCUAUGAAAACUCCCAAGAUCUGUAUGAGAAUGUGGAUUACCCUGCCGUGAAAAACGAUAAGAGAGCCGGAGCUACAACUAAGUAACAGUCUAGUGGGUCCUUUGACGUUCCUAUUGGUUUAUAUUCUGUUUGUAUUAUUUUGUUUGUUGUUGCUGUAGCUUAUUAUAUAAUACACAGAGACAAUUCGUAAUCAUUGGUUUUAUAAUUUAUCGUAUUAAUUUUGUUUUUCUCCAUUAAAAAUGUUUUUGUAUUUUAUUUAAUUAUAUUAUUGUUUUAUUUAACAUGGACUUAGUAAUUUUAAUAGUCAUGAUACUUAUUCUCAUUGAUCAUGCUGUUUUUCUUUUUUGUACCAGUUUGUACCGGUGCGAAAACUUUCGAAUUGAAUGUACCAAUAUAUAUCUUGUUUUAUGAAGUUAAAGUUAUAUCAGGAUUCGCUUUUCGGAACCCCCCUUCGACGAUGCGUUUUUGCUAUAGCGUUUAAUAAAGAUAACGUUAUAUAAAGACCAUGACUUCGAUCAUCUAUUCGAUGAUGUGUAUUGUUUUAACAGUGUAUAUAUCACUUUAGAAUUUCUUUUACACGAUUGUUUUGUUUUUAUCAUCACAUGGAUAUAUUUAAAGCGAGUUUAAGGGUUUAUAAAAUAUGAACAAUUGUGUGAUAGGAUUAGAAAUUCCUAGUAUAUAAGCGUACUGUGAUAGCCUUAAGUGGUAAAUUGAGUGGUCAUAUAAUGCUACCAUAUAAUGUGUUGUUUUACACAAUGUUAGCAGACAAAAAUAAAAGUUAAAAAUAAGUAAAUAUUUAGACAACACACUAUGUUGUUACGAUUCCUUUGAGACAAAAAUAUCAUACAAAGAAAAGAAUCACAAAACUGAACAUUGCAAAAUAAAAUGUCGAUGAACUCGAAGUGGCGAGUGAAAAUGAUUAUGGAUGUACAUUUCGAUACUAUGACCCUCUUGAUAUGUAUGUACUCAAACACAUUCGAUUACGGUUUUGUAUACACUUGUACUAUUGCGGAUAAACUAUGCCCGGACGUUCUCUCGUUUUUCUCACUUUGUAUAUCUUAUUUAACAAUGUAAGUUUGAAAUCGAUGUGUUAUAUAUUGUCAGCGUCAUAUUUUAAACAAUAUCCAGUGAUUUUGAGCAUGCUCUGCUUUAUUCUAGGUAUUUUCUUAUGGCAUGUAUGUGCAAUAUAUUCCCUAAAAAAAUUCACAUGUUCAACAUUAUGUGUUAGUUAAAUUUUGAAAUAUUGUAUAAUUAUUUAUGUUUACAAUUUUCACAUAUGUACGUUUGUUCAUGUAUACGGUGAUAUAUAAACAGGAGCUUUACUAACAGUAUCAAAAUUCAUUUUACUAAGAAUUUUAUUACAUGAUGUAAUCCUCAUUAUCCGGAGCGUUAUGAUACUUAUAUCGAUCUAUUUUUUACUUGUAUAUUCUAAAAUGACAAUAAAACACGUUAUUGCAAAAUAUUAACAGGUUAGUUUGUUAGCACGUUGUCACCUCGCAACGCUUUACAAUACAUCAUUUAUGUUCAAAGGACCGUAACAUUUUGUGCCUUAAAUAUCGAACAUUUUAUUUUAAUCACACGUUAUAUUGUUACAAUGUUCCAUAUCACAGUACUUCGACCGCUGCAAACUUUCGUAUAAGAGCUUCCUAUAUAUACUUCGAGGAUGUUGCUGAAAGAAAUGAACUUAUUAUAUAUUCGUCUAAAACAACUGCCAAUGAGUAAAAAACAGUUCGGCGGGUCUAAAAACAUUUGAUCAAGAAAACAUGUGCUAUACGACACUAAUGUCUUCGCUUAUUCGUUAACACAAAUUUACAGGAAUUAAAUUUGAAAAAUCAUCGUCUGUCACUAGCCCCGUAAUAUAUAAAUAUGAGAACAUAAUUUUUAAAUCCUAAUUUAAUUUAUUGCAGUUUUGCCAGAAUGUAAAAUUAGGAAAGUAUCUUCUUUUUUUCAAAUAUAUCAAAUGUUUACCUUCAAUUACUUAUAUAUAGUUGGUUUCUCUGUGUGUGCCAAUCACCAUAUUGUACAUAUUUAAACAUCAAAUCUGGAUAUUUAAAUAUUAGUUUAGUUUAUGGUAUUUCAUUAUUGUCACUAAUCACAACAAUUUAAAACAGAAUUAAGUUAGGCAUCAAAAGGAAAUGGGAAACGCUUUAAUUAAUUUUCCAAAUGAGCUGAUGUUAUUUGUGUUUAAAUAUCAAAAUAAACUUAUUUAAUAAAUGUG
Molecule: messenger RNA, 5129 nt
Organism: Mya arenaria
Lineage: Eukaryota; Metazoa; Mollusca; Bivalvia; Myida; Myidae
Exons: 16
Coding region: 1266-2996 (576 amino acids)
Biological process (GO): signal transduction
Molecular function (GO): SH3 domain binding
Source: RefSeq, a predicted model, not a curated record